AUGACAGCCUUAUUGAUGCAUGCUCAUAAAAACAUAUCUGUAACCGAUAAAGAAUGUGCCUGGCGCAAACAAAAAUCUAGUGACGAUGAUAGGGUUUCUACAAUAGAUGAACUUUAUCCUGAUAAAAGCAACUCUGUUAUUAAGAAAAUCAACUGUGAUAUUAAGCAAGUAUGUUUUGAAAAACUUAAGUCCAGUAAUCAUGUAGUAGGAUUUACUUGGUUACUUACUCCAGAACCAAGUAAUUCUCUUCAAAAUGUUUUGAGUAUACCACCUUUAGAUUCGGUACUUUUUUCUGAAGAAUUUAGAAAAACGGUAGAUAAAAAACAAUUUUUGAACAACUAUUUCAACCUUGAUUUCAAACAAAUUGAAGAAAUAGCUGCUCAAACGGUAGGACAGUCUGAAAAUAUCAAGUGGUCUUUUUACAGACAGUACAGGAUCACUGCAAGUAACUUUUCAAAAGUGUUAAAGAGUUUUAAAAGAAACAAGUAUCCACCAUCUCUUUUCAAAACUCUCAUAGGAAGUUAUAAUCUAGAAUCUUAUAGGUCUGUACAGUGGGGCAAAAAUCAUGAGAAGAUAGCUCUAAAAGAAUUUGAGGAAAAAUUAAAUAUUCAUGUUCAACCCACGGGUAUAUGGCUUCACACAUCAGGUCUCCUAGGAGCUAGUCCUGAUGGAUUGGCUGUAAUAAAUGGCAAACAAUACUGCAUUGAAAUAAAAUAUCCUUUUAAAUUCCGUAACCAAGUCCUAGAACAAUGUAUAAUAGAGCACACAGAUUAUAUUUUAAAAUUAAAUUCCAAUGAGAAGAUAUAUGAAUUAAAUACUGAUCAUGAAUACUUCAGCCAAAUACAAGGACAAAUAUUUAUGACCAAAUCUGUUGGUUGUAUUCUAAUUGUAUGGACAACUAAAAGUAUGGUUGCUAUCCAAAUCGAAGCAAAUGAUGACUGGAAGAACAAUAUUGAUAUUUUAUUAGAUUUUUAUCAUAAACAGUAUGUACCUUGGUUGCUAAAAUAA
This is a messenger RNA of Macrosiphum euphorbiae (potato aphid), 1008 nucleotides long. Lineage: Eukaryota; Metazoa; Arthropoda; Insecta; Hemiptera; Aphididae. The record is from the annotation of a GenBank genome assembly.